AUGCUAGCAAGAGUCUUGUUUAGGAAUAAGUUUUCACCUUUGAAACUUGGCCCAUUCCUUCUGGGAACAGGUUACACCUUGGGGAGAUUUGUCUCCACUAAUGAACAAUUUAAGGUUCACAAUGAGACCAGAACAAAUGCACUGAAAAAGAACUCCUCCACGCACAAGAUUAAUAUUGACGAAUUGUUAAAGAGCUCUAUACCAGAGUUGUCGUUUAAAGAUACCAUGAAUGACGAUUUCGGAUUCGAAGCAACGUCUCGUGAGCCCAGCCCGCGUGAAGUUGCUAGAGGAAUACGCGAGUUUGGUACAAAUGCCGGAAGAAGUGUUAAUGUGUCAUACAAGAAUAUCCCAAAGGCGUUUACUCAAGUGAAGAGGGUGGUAAAUGAGAACAAGAUUAGAUAUUUGCAAAAGGUACAAUCGAGAUAUAUUCGACCUGCUAAAUACAGAAAACAGUUGAAACGUGAGUGGUGGAGAAGAAAGUUUUUAGUGGGAUUUAAGGAUUUGUUGGCACAAGUCAAUGAUGCGAGAAGAAGAGGAUACUAA
Messenger RNA from Lodderomyces oxycetoniae, 543 nucleotides. RefSeq names its product mitochondrial 37S ribosomal protein bS21m. The transcript has a single exon. Gene Ontology annotation, cellular component: mitochondrial small ribosomal subunit; ribosome. The coding region runs from base 1 to 543 and encodes 180 amino acids. Gene Ontology annotation, molecular function: structural constituent of ribosome. Gene Ontology annotation, biological process: mitochondrial translational initiation; translation. The record is from RefSeq and is a predicted model, not a curated record. NCBI's taxonomy places the organism in Eukaryota, Fungi, Ascomycota, Pichiomycetes, Serinales, Debaryomycetaceae.